UGUAUACUCUCUUAUGCAGGUCAUACAGUAUAGAUUACAUUAUUCAUCCUAAUUCUUGAGUAGUAGUCAAAUGAUUCCUAAAUGUUUUCCGUAAGAAGGUUUAGCAUCAUUAGGAUUUAGGAGUACUUAGCUAUUAUGAAAUUAAUAAAACGUACUAUAAGAAAUGCUAAAAGUAAUAAAGGGUAGAAAAAAAAAUGAUUCAGAAACUCCUCCAUCAAUUACUGCUAAUAUGUCCUCUCUUCCAACCUUUACUCUUGUCAACGAUUCAGCAGUAUUUUAUUGUUGACAACAGAAAAUGAAAUACGGAAUAAAUUAAUACAAUCAAUUAAAUACUUCUGCCACAAAAUCAAUGUCCCCUUUUCCUCUGCAGAAGAUUAAGGGCCUCAUUCUUGGAGUUCUCUGCUGUUCCCUUUUGUUCCUUUUCAUCUGAGCUUGUGGGAAUGUUUUGAAUUUUUUCUUCUUUUUGUUCCAAAAAAAAAAAAAACAUUUUUCAUGUGUAGUCUGCCUUGGAAAACUAUCCCUUCUGAUGUAAAGAUCCAAUCUUUGACCUGGUACUAAGACUGACCCCUCUGUAGGAUAGAAGGCUAUUAGAGACAGAGAGAACAAGGAUGAAGAAUUUGUUUGGGAGCCCAGGAAAGGUGAGCGGGCUGGUCUUGAGGCUAGGACAGUGUUUUUUUGCUGCUUCUUCUCUUGGGGUUAUGGCUGCUGCUCCUGGUUUCUCUACUGCCACUACCUUCUGCUACUUGAUUGCAUCAAUGUGCCUUCAACUUUUGUGGAGUUUUGGGCUUGCUUGCUUUGAUGUUCAUGCCUUGAGGUCAAAGAGGGACUUGCACAAUAAUAUUUUUGUCAGCUUGUUCGUUGUUGGCGACUGGGUCACAUCCACUCUAACACUGGCAGCUGCAUCCUCUUCCGCGGGUGUAACUGUUCUACUCAUCAAAGACACAAAUGCUUGCAGAAUGGAGCGCAAGUUCUCGUGUGAUAUGUUUCAGGUUUCUGUAGGAUUAGCAUUUGUAUCUUGGUUCUUGCUUGCCAUAUCCUCGUACGUAAUGUUUUGGCUCGCUGCUACAGCUUAAUUAGUCCACUUCGCACUGUCAGCAUUGGCACACACAAAGACCACAUUUUUGCAGUUGUAAAUACUGUUGAUUUUGUACACAUCGUAUGCAAUAUGAUAACCUAUUAUUGUCCUCGUUUGGGUGACC
Molecule: messenger RNA, 1199 nt
Organism: Oldenlandia corymbosa var. corymbosa
Lineage: Eukaryota; Viridiplantae; Streptophyta; Magnoliopsida; Gentianales; Rubiaceae
Source: the annotation of a GenBank genome assembly